This is a messenger RNA of Salvia hispanica, 1034 nucleotides long. The record is from RefSeq and is a predicted model, not a curated record. Lineage: Eukaryota; Viridiplantae; Streptophyta; Magnoliopsida; Lamiales; Lamiaceae.
CCCAUAUGCUAUACAAAUCGGAGGCGCUCCUACAUAUAGAUCUCCUCUUAUUUCCCUCUCUUUCUUCCAAUUCUUCACAACAAUUUGAUAAUUUACUAGAUUUUCUGCGGCUGCUAUGGGGACUGUUGUGGAUGCUGCAAACAAGGAAGCAAAUGGAAGAGCACCAAUCAACAAGAAGGUCACCGUUGUCUUUGUUUUGGGUGGUCCAGGCAGUGGUAAGGGCACGCAGUGUGCAAACAUCGUCGAACAUUUUGGUUAUACUCACCUGAGUGCAGGUGAUCUUCUCCGAGCAGAGAUCAAAUCUGGUUCUGAGAAUGGGACUAUGAUUCAAAACAUGAUCAAGGAGGGAAAAAUUGUACCUUCAGAGGUGACAAUCAAGCUUCUGAAACGAGCAAUAGAGGAAAACGGAAACGACAAGUUUCUUAUUGACGGUUUCCCACGUAAUGAGGAGAAUCGUGCGGCAUUUGAGUCUGUAACCGGCGUCCAGCCAGAAUUUGUACUUUUCUUUGACUGUUCUGAGGAAGAAAUGGAGAAACGCUUGCUGGGUAGAAACCAGGGUAGGGAGGAUGAUAAUAUCGAGACUAUAAGGAAGAGAUUUAAGGUUUACUUGGAAUCUAGUCUCCCAGUUAUUGAAUAUUACAGUGCAAAAGGCAAGGUUAAGAAGAUUGAUGCCACAAGACCAGUUGGAGAAGUUUUUGAGGCAGUCAAAGCAAUUUUCACCAAGGUUGCUGCUUAAAUUUGGGACUUCACUCAUCAUUUUGCACCAGAUAUCAGUGUAGGCAGUUAUGAGAUAUAUGGCUUGACGAAGUCUGUGUGUCAUCACUGGAUUUCUUCCCCUUAGGUGGAAGGCUUACAUUUUUACUUUUUUUUUCGAUUUUAUUGUUGUGAGGUUUCUUGCCUCUAUAUUGUUUUACCAUAGUGUCUCAACGAGGUUAUUGCCUCUAUAUAUGCUCUCAUAUAUAUCUAAUAUACGAACAGCUGAAUUCUCCUAUGUUUUAUAUUUCUUAGUAAUAAGAUUGCUACAUGUUCAUUCA